AUGGGCAUUUACAGGAUAUUUGGCAAGAGAAGGGAAAUGAAGAAGUCUUUGGAAUGUGGAGCUAAGAAACGACACCACAACCCAGUGGACAGCAUUUGCAAGAAGAUCAAAUCCAUCCAAAUGAUGGACCAGGUCUCCAACCCGGCUCUGCAGAUACCAAAAUUUCAGUCCCGGAACUUUGACAGCCCGCAGAGCAAUACUAAAAAGAACUUGGAAGAAAUACUGAAAGGGAGAACCUGCAGAAGCCAGGAGAGUGCUUGUUCACCCCUGAUCAGCCCUGGCAGUGACAGAAUUUGCUUUUUAGACUCUCCUCAUCCUGGGGCCAGCUCUGCAGACACCACCUUCCCAGUCCUUUGCAGUGGGAGAUCCAGCAGCUCGUGGAUGCCCACGGAGACUUCUCCAUACUGCUUUGGACCCAGGGAGGCCAGUGCCCAGAGCAAACCUUGUGCUUCAGCAAAUGCUGAACCUAAAGAUGUGCGGCCCAGGCAGAAGUAUCUGACGUCAAGUCCAAAUUUAUAUUUCUUCACGUCUGAAAAAAAGUCAGAAAGUGCUGUGGUCCAACCUCCUGUGCCAAAGACAUUUCCUUCAAGUGAAAGAGGAGGGAGGCAGGCUCUGGGGUACAAGGCUGACAGCAUGUACGAUGUGAGCUUGAUCUGUGAAGAGGACCUGCUGACCACCAUCUUCUGUGCCUGUGACAUCCACUGCACAGGAAAAGUGGCAGUGUCCAAGAUAGUUGAUUAUUUGAGGCAUACAACCAGCAGGGGAUCAGAGGACAGUGGCCUUGAAGAGCUGUGCAAUAUGCUUGACCCAGAGCACAAGGAUGUCUCCAUGGACCUGGAAACAUAUCGUGCUGUCAUGGGAGAGUGGAUUGAAGACUGCAAGAGAAAAUGGGAAGAAGGUGCUACUGAGGAAUCAUCAGCAAGUGCGGAAGACCUGGAAUUUCAAGUACAUAAAAACGUCUCUGAAGCCAAAAAGAUGCAUGCCAGGAUGAAUGUUACAUCAGGAAGCCUGGAGGCCUUUGGGGGUGAUGUGUCUAAAGGAGACAUGGAGACCUCCGACUUGAUAACCUGCGUUGCUGACCUGCAGUACAACAACCAGAAGCUUCAGGAAGAGAACAACAAGCUGAAGGUCACCCUGGAAGCUGUGGAUGAGACCAACAGCAAGCUCCUGGCAGAUAAUGAGCAUCUCCGUCAGCAGUUAAAAAGUGUCCAGCAGUCUGUGUUGAAAGCCAAAUCCCUGGAAGAGGAGCUAGAGGAAGCAAGAAACAAUGUGAAUGUAUCAGAAGAGAAAAGAGAGCAGGUUCUUUGGCAGAACAAGCAGCUAGAAAAAGAAAAUCAGUCUCUCAACAUCAAAGUUACUUCUCUCCAGGAGGAGAUUAUUAAGAAUAGAAUGGACAACGAUGGGCUGCAGAAGAAGUUUUUGGAGAUAUCUAAAAAUGCAGCACAACUUCAAAUCCAGGCCCAUAUCUAUGAGAGCACUGUGGUGAAUAAAGAGGCAAGCCUGAUCCAGAAGGAGCAGGACAUCAAGGAACUCAAGUUAACCAUUGUGGAGUGCUCCUCAAUAAUAGAGACCCUGCGGGCUGAAAAAAAUAAACUGCUGGAGAACAUCCAACACAUGCAGCAAGAGCUCAUCUCGAAUGGGUUGAGUUUCCCAUUGCUGUAUAAAUUUAACAGCAAUAUUCCUGAAGGGAUGAGUUCACUACACUGUGAACUGGAGCUUGCACAGUCCUCUGAGAUGAUCAGGACUGAAAGGACAUCCCUGGAUGAAACACUGGACCGUGAAGUGCUGCUUUUACUCCAGGGGCCUGAAUAUGCAGGAGAAAAAUUCAAGACUAUCAUGCAAAACCUGCAAGAGCAAGCUUCUGAAGCAGAGGAGCUUGUCAUGGCUUCAUUAGAAUGGGUGAAAGAUCCUGAUGAGGACAUGCAACAGGCCUGGGAAAGAAAACUUGUGGCUCUCAAGCAAGAACUAGGAGAAAAGACACAUCUUUGGAUCCAGAAACUCCAGCUUUUGGAAAAAUGCAAGGACUCCUUAGACAAGGAUUUUAUCCGAGUGGCAGGCAACCUGAGGAGAACCAAGACAGAACAACUUCACCUAAGGAAAGAGCUCUCUGCUAGGCAGCACCAGAUAGAAGCUGCCAAACAGCUUCAAGAAGAAACUGCUGGCCAGGCAGAAGCCCUGCAUUUGGAGCUGCAGAAAGCCACCAAGCAUGCGGAGGAUCAAGUUGAAGCAUUUCACUCUCUUCGUGAGGAAGCAGCAUCCUUGAAGAGCAAUUUGGAGGAAGCCAUUUCUGAGCAGCAGAAGCUCAGGGAUGUGAAUGCAGCUUUAGCGAGCACUUGCCAGUUGCUUCAGGAGAAGGUGGAAGACCACAAAACGACUGCUAAUGCCCUGAGGUGGGAGCUGCUGCAGAGGAGACUCUGUGAAUUGGUGUGCCAGUGCUGUGCAGAGUUAGAAUCUGACUACUCUCUGCUGCCCACGUCAGCUGAACACCUAAAAGGGAAGCAGCUCCAUUGCUCCAAACGACCAUGGAGUGAAGGACCCACCUGGUACUCUGAAUUUCCCUGGGCACUGCCCUUGGGUGUUUCACACUGGCACAGCUCCCUUCUGCUAGAUGCUCUGACCUUGGAGACCUGCUGCCCAAAUAACCCUCCUGGGCACAGCUGGGACCAGCCUUGCAGGCAGAGCCCUGGCAGCUGCACCUUGGAGAGGUGUGAUGUGGGAUGUGUGUCCAGCUCGGAUGUGACAUCAGGAGAAUGCAGGUGGAAAAUACGCUCUGCUGAUGACUACACUGAUGCAGACCUUCCUGUUUCCAUUACAAUGAUGGACUCUUCACUUGCCGAGAUUGACCAUGGGGAGCAGACACCAGCAGCCACUCUGAUCCCAUCCAGUGAUCGCUUAGCAUCAGCCCCAGAAGCUCUCUCAUCCUCGGUGGAAAGCACAGCACCAGUACCAGGCUGCCUUGUUAUGGAGGAAGGAUCAUCCAAGGGCUUGCAUGAGAGAGGGGAAGAUGUACCAACUUCUGUGGCAACAGAGGCAAACAGCGAUAAGGACCCAGCUGCUCCCAUGUCAGGACCAAGUCAGAGCAAGAAGGAAUCCUGCCUGGUGGUGGAAGAACACAAAACACUUGAGAAUGUUUUGAAGCAAGACCUGGAGGUGGAGCAGGAAAAGAAAAAUAAUAAAGAGCGGAGUGAGGAAGCACCAGCUGUGGUUCCCAGCAGGAAAGGCAGUUCACCCACUGCAGGUGGCAUUAAAGGAGAUAAAACCAAGCAGAACGAGCCUGACUCCCCAAAUGAGAAGGAAGUGGAGGCCGAAUUUCUGAGGCUGUCUUUAGGUUUUAAGUGUGACUUGUUUACCUUGGACAAAAGAGUGAAGCUUGAAGAGAGGUCCCGAGACCUGGCUGAAGAAAACUUGAAAAAGGAGAUCACAAAUGCUGUGAAGAUGUUAGAGGCACUAGUUCCUUUGUGUGAAGAAGAUAACCAAGCACAGGAGAUCAUUAAGAAGCUGCAGAAAAGCCUGCAGUUCCUCAGCCAGUAUGCAGCUCGAGUUGCCAGCAGAGCAGAGAUGUUGGGAGCUAUUAACCAGGAGAGCCGGGUGAGCAAGGCUGUGGAGGUGAUGAUCCAGCACGUGGAGAACCUGAAGCGCAUGUACGCCAAAGAGCACGCGGAGCUCGAGGAGCUCAAGCAGGUCCUGCUCCAGAACGAGAGGUCCUUCAGCUCCCUUGGAGACAGAGAUGAAGCUAUGAAUAAGAAGCUACCAAGUCCUUUUAACUUUAAGCCCUCAUCAGCCCUGCGGAGAGUGAGCAUUGCAACAGUGCCCAGGAGUGCUGGGAAUGCAGGGAGUGCGGUACCAUUGGCCCAGUUCCAUGAACCUGAUGGGGAUGAACGGAGUGACAGAUUCAGCAGGAGAUCAAGCAGUUGGGGCAGGCUAGGGGUGAAGCAGAAUGAGAAGCGCCCCUCGCUGCAGAGGUUCCUCAGCACCUAUUCCUGGGCAGAGUAUGAAGAGGAGCAUUUUGAAACCAAAAAUGAGCAGUUGGAGUCACCUGCUGAAGUACAGGAGCAACCAGCUAGGAAGGAAAGUGUCUCUGAAAAAGGAAAAUGCCCAUCCAAAUGGACCCUGGAGUCAACGUACAGUUUGAUGUCGGCAUGGGCAUCCCACUUCAAGGCUUCCUUCUGCAACGCGAACAAAACCCUCUGGGUGUCCGUGUCCAUCCUGGUGCUGCUGGCUGCUCUCACCAGCUUCCUGACGGGGCUGUCCCUGCAGAGGCCAGCAGAUGCAGCCCCUGUGGGCACUGGGGACUCCUGGACAUCCCUGCAGCAGCUGCUGUGGCCCUACACAGGACUGCAACACCACGGCCCUCCCCCGGUGUGACCCCGGCCCCACUGCCAUGGCUGCAGGACAGGAGCUGAAGCUGGCAUUUUUUCCAGGUUCCAUGCUGGAUUUGUUCUGCUGGGUUGAGGAUGUUUUUUGGUGGGGGAGAUGAAUUUUUCUUUAAAGCAUGACUUGAAAUGGAAAAAAAGAAGUAUCUUUUCCCCAUUCUGACAAAAGUUGUCUUUAAAAGUAGCUAAAAGGGUCUCUGUUCUAUUGAGGUUUACAAUAGAACAGCAAUUUUGAACAUAGCUAACAAUAAACAUGUCUAGGUGGUCUAGCCAC
Catharus ustulatus (Swainson's thrush) is the source of this 4647-nucleotide messenger RNA. It is a transcript of the gene IRAG2, whose product is annotated as inositol 1,4,5-triphosphate receptor associated 2. Bases 1 to 4365 code for a protein of 1454 amino acids. The record is from RefSeq and is a predicted model, not a curated record. Lineage: Eukaryota; Metazoa; Chordata; Aves; Passeriformes; Turdidae. The transcript has 40 exons. Gene Ontology annotation, cellular component: endoplasmic reticulum membrane.